Brassica napus (rape) is the source of this 1525-nucleotide messenger RNA. Its product is annotated as mRNA-decapping enzyme subunit 2-like. Bases 300 to 1169 code for a protein of 289 amino acids. The record is from RefSeq and is a predicted model, not a curated record. NCBI's taxonomy places the organism in Eukaryota, Viridiplantae, Streptophyta, Magnoliopsida, Brassicales, Brassicaceae. Gene Ontology annotation, biological process: deadenylation-dependent decapping of nuclear-transcribed mRNA; nuclear-transcribed mRNA catabolic process, nonsense-mediated decay. Gene Ontology annotation, cellular component: cytoplasm. The transcript has a single exon. Gene Ontology annotation, molecular function: 5'-(N(7)-methylguanosine 5'-triphospho)-[mRNA] hydrolase activity; manganese ion binding; RNA binding.
UAUCUGUUCAAUAUUUUGUUGGGAAAGUUCAAAAAAAAAAAAAAAAAGGAAAUCUUGGAUUAUCUCAAAUAUCUUUGUUUUCUAAAAAGGAAAGACUCGUAAAAAAGGAAAAGGUGAUUUUCUUAAAUCGUAUCAGAUAUUACCGUUGUUAAAAAAAUAUUAGAUAUUAACGAUCAAAACGAGUAUAAAUAUACAUCCAAAGAGCACUCGUACUAUCUCAUACAACAAAAAAAUAAAAUAAAAUCCCACACUGAUUGUAGAGUUCUAAGAAGAAGCUGGAGUGUUACGCAAGAAAAAUAAUGUCGAGCCUCCCGUCGAAGAAAAUUCUGGACGAUCUCUACACUCGAUUUGUUGUGAACGGCCCCGAGGAAGAAAAACAGUCUUUGAAUCGACUCAUGUUUCUUGUAGAGAGUGCUCACUGGUACUACGAAGAUAACGUUGUCGAAAACGACAAAACCCUAAAGUCGCUGUCCUUUGGAGAGUUUACUCGUCUCUUAUUCAACAACUCCGAUGCGUUGAGACCUCACGUUGGAUACAUGGAUAUGAUAUUUAGAGACUUUUUCUCUUACAAGUCUCGAAUCCCGGUCACUGGUGCGAUUAUAUUGGACGAGACAUACGAACGUUGCUUGCUGGUCAAGGGAUGGAAACAAUCAUCGAAUUGGAGCUUUCCACGAGGGAAGAAGAAUACGAACGAAGAAGAUGAUGUUUGCGCUAUACGAGAGGUCCUCGAGGAGACAGGGUGUGAUGUAUCGAAGCUGCUUAAUAAAGAAGAAUACAUCGAGAUUACAUUCGAAGGAAAGAAGAGAGUGAGGCUUUACAUUGUCGUUGGCGUGAGAGAUGAUACAGCUUUUGCGCCACAAACGAAGAAGGAGAUCAGUCAAAUCUCAUGGUUUCGGCUUGAUGGGCUUGAAAGUGGAUUCGCUGGUCUCAAGUUGUUUGAGGUUGCACCUUUUCUAGCAUCCUUGAAGUCGUGGAUAUCAAAGCAUCUGUCUCCUCUGAGCAUUGACAAGCCCCUUAAACCACCACUCUGCGUGUGGACUGCAACAAAGAAGACAACGACAACAAUAACAAUAACAACAACGGAAAGAAGAUACAAUGUAAAACCUUGGAGACAGUCUCUAAAGGUCAACAAGUCUGCAAUUUUGCCGGCCUUGGGAAUUUGUUCUUGAGUAGAGUCAGUCAUCAUAUGGUCAAAUAUUGGGAGCUAUAUGGUGUGGUCGGAUUGUAGAGCAAAAUAGUACAUGAGAUAUACUUUGCUAUUUAGUUUGUUGUACAUGAUUAUAUUGUAUAUCCAGUAGUUAAUGAAACCAAGCUUUAUUCUUUAUUUCUAAAACGUUUUUCUUCUUAAUUUCAGACCAAGUAACUUAUACAUACAAAUUAUAAUAUAGAUGCUUCUAUGGAGAAUUAAACUAAGUUAUGUACAAUCAAAGACCUUUUAUCUUGCAUUGCGUGGAGCAAAUUCAGGUUUCGAACCUAUGACCCUUGCGUUAUUAGCAGGAAGCACUAACAAACUGAGCUAAUAUUA